GCAUUUGAACAUACAUCAUCAUACGACGAGUCAAUAAACGGAUUUAUGAGACACAAGUAUAGCAGCAGUGGUGAAAGAUACAUUCCGUUACGAUGUGGGUUAAAUUCGCACAAUGACGAAAGCGAACUGUAUGUAAAGGAUGCAGAGAUGCCACUUAAAGUGCUGAAUGGUUCGCCCGGAUAUAUAAAUAUUCUGGAUGCGUUGAACGGAUGGCAAUUAGUUAGUGAACUUUGGCAGGCAACAGGUCUUCCAGCAGCAUCGUCUUUCAAACAUGUCAGUCCUGCUGGUGCUGCAAUUGGUGUACCGCUGAAUGAAGCCGAAGCUAAAGCUUGUAUGGUAGCCGAUUUACCGUUGAAUCCAAAAGUUCCAUCAUUAGCAGCUGCUUAUGCCAGAGCUAGAGGCUCAGUGACGGUUGGCAAAGCGAAUGUUCAAGCUGCUUAA
Enterobius vermicularis (human pinworm) is the source of this 441-nucleotide messenger RNA. Lineage: Eukaryota; Metazoa; Nematoda; Chromadorea; Rhabditida; Oxyuridae. The record is from the annotation of a GenBank genome assembly.